UUGCCCGGUCACUUCAACGGGAACACGGUAGAGUCUCGGUCCGGACAGUUAGGCAUUCUCCCUUCACUUCUAAACGGGAAAAUGAUAGUAUUGAUUUGUUAGUAUACUUCAUGACAUGGAAAACCUGAAGGAAUAACCCGAAGGAAUAUUAUUCAGGUGAAUAGAUGUUGACAUUUUAUUAGAAGUUGACCCUGGAAAGAACGGACUAACGUCUCCCAUCCCUCCCACCGCCAUGAGUUCCUGGGUUGUGAACAGGAAAGGAGGGCCGCAGUACUGCCAUCACUUCCUCACAGACAACAGCAUCUUUCAUGUGGAGCGAUGUAUGUGUGUGAUGCAGUCGGGGACCCAGAUGGUGAAGUUGAAAGCUGGUUCCAAGGGGCUGGUGAGACUGUUCUACCUGGACGAACAUCGCUCCUGUAUCCGAUGGAGACCCUCACGCAAGAGUGAGAGGGCCAAGAUCACCAUUGAUUCGCUGUACAAGGUGACGGAGGGCCGUCAGUCAGACAUCUUCCACCGCCAUGCGGAGGGCAGUUUCGACCCGGCCUGCUGUUUCACCGUUUACCAUGGCAACCACAUGGAGUCCCUAGACCUGGUGACCUCUAACCCUGAAGAGGCUCGUACCUGGGUGACAGGACUACGAUACCUGAUGGCUGGCAUCAGUGACGAGGACUCACUGGCCAAACGACAACGGACACAUGACCAGUGGAUGAAGCAGACAUUUGAGGAGGCUGAUAAGAACGGGGAUGGUCUGCUGAACAUGGAGGAGAUCUACCAGCUCCUACACAAGAUGAACGUCAACCUUCCCCGCAGGAAGGUCAAACACAUGUUCCAGGAAGCGGACUCAGACGACCAACAGGGCACGUUGACGUUUGAAGAGUUCAGCGUGUUCUAUAAGAUGAUGUCACUGCGGCGGGACCUGUAUCUGCUGCUCAUGGGAUACAGCGACAGGAAGGACCACCUGACGGCUGACGAGCUGGCCAACUUCCUGCGCAACGAACAGAAGAUGAUGAAUGUGACUACAGAAUACUGUCUGGAUGUCAUUGAUAAGUUUGAGCUUUCUGAGGAGAACAAACAGAAAGGCAUUCUGGGAAUUGAGGGUUUCACCAGUUUCAUGCGCAGCCCCACGUGUGAUGUGUUUAACCCUGAACACCAUGAGGUGAACCAGGACAUGGAUCAGCCUCUGAGUAGCUACUACAUCUCCUCGUCUCAUAACACCUACCUGACGGGAGACCAGCUGCUGUCUCAUUCCAAGACAGACAUGUACGCCUGGGUACUACAGGCUGGCUGCCGCUGUGUGGAGGUGGACUGUUGGGAUGGUCCUGAUGGAGAUCCCAUGGUUCAGCAUGGCUACACUCUGACCUCCAAGAUCACCUUUAAGUCAGUCAUAGAGACCAUCGACAAAUACGCCUUCAUCAACAACAGGUACCCAGUGAUCCUGUCCAUAGAGAACCACUGUAGCAUCCAACAACAGAAGAAGAUAGCCCAGUACCUCAGAAAGAUCCUGGGAGACAAGCUGGACCUGGGAGAGGCUUUCCACAGAGACUCUAAACAGCUACCCAGCCCCCACUGUCUACAGGGGAAGAUCCUCAUCAAGGGGAAGCGUCUCCCUCUGUACCUGUCUCUAGAUGUUGAGGAGGGGGAGGUGUCAGAUGAUGACAGUGCUGAUGAGAUUGAGGACGACUUUAAACUGAAGAACAGCAAUAGUAAUGGUAACCACCAAGUUGAAAGUUACAUCAGGAAGAAGCUGGACUGUCUUUUGAAGGAGUCUCAGAUUGGAGACAAGGAGGACACAGACAGCUUCAGCAUCAGAGCCUUGCUCAGAGCCACACAUGUAGGCCUGCAGAAGAACCUAACGAGUCACAAAGAGGGACUUAAAAAAUCCCAAAGUCGAUCCUUCAUCAGCAACCUAAAGCAAAAGAGGCACUCCAAGUCCAGGCUGAAGUCCCAGAGUGUGGAUGGAGAGGAGGAAGGACAGGAGACAUCUGGGAGAGAGGCAGGAGGACAUAUCACCAGGGGAGAGGGGAAGAGGAAGACGAUUAAGCUGAGUAGAGAUCUGUCAGACCUGGUGGUGUUCACUAACUCUGUGGCCUCUCCGGAGGGAUUGGACGACUGUACUCCGGGGAAUGUUCUGUCGUUCAGUGAGACUCGUGCCCAGCAGCUAGUGAACCACAGAGCUGAGCGCUUCUUGUGUUUCAACCAGCGACAGCUGUCUAGAAUCUACCCCUCAGCCUACCGGAUAGACUCGUCCAACUUCAACCCUCAGCUCUACUGGAAUGUGGGCUGUCAGCUGGUGGCUCUGAACUACCAGACAGAGGGCCGGAUGAUGCAGCUGAACAGAGCCAAGUUCAUGGUGAAUGGUGGCUGUGGUUACGUCCUCAAACCUCCACCCAUGUGUAAAGGCUCGUUCAACCCGUUCUGUGAUGACCCCCUCCCUGCCUAUCCCAACAAACAGCUGGUACUGAAGAUCAUCAGUGGACAGCAGCUUCCCAAACCACCAGACUCUAUGCUGGGGGACCGAGGAGAGAUCAUUGACCCGUUUGUAGAGGUGGAGAUCAUCGGCCUGCCAGUGGACUGCUGCAAGGGGCAGACACGAGUAGUGGACGACAACGGUUUUAACCCCGUGUGGGAGGAGAACCUGUCCUUUACCCUCCACAUGGCGGAGGUGGCUCUGGUGCGUUUCCUCGUCUGGGACCACGACCCCAUCGGAAGGGACUUUGUGGGCCAGAGGACAGUGGCCUUCAGUAGCCUGAUGCCAGGUUAUAGACAUGUGUACUUGGAGGGGUUGACUGAGGCGUCCAUCUUUAUCCACGUAUCAGUUCAUGACAUCUAUGGGAAGUGGAGUCCACUAGUCCUGAACCCCAGCUUUACCAUAAUGCACUUUCUAGGAGCCAACAAGGGUCGUCAGCUGCGAGGCAUCAGAGGCUUGUUCAACAGGUCCUCUAAGUCGUCAGUAGACACCAGCUGUGGUUCGGCCCUCAGGAAACGCUCCAUCAGUGACCUCCUCCUCCGACGCACCGCCAGCGCCCCCACCAACCGACGCAAGAAAACCAAGAUGAAGCUCGCAGAGUCCUCCACCUCCAUAUCAGACCGCAAGGCCUCCAUAUCAGACGGCAAGGACAGAGUGGGGGCCGGGGAAGGGGCUGGGAGGGAGGGGUCCAAGGACAGUGAAAGGGACAGGGAGAGGGUAAUGGUGGAGAGGAGCCCCCCACCUCACGCCCCCCUCUCCCACAGACCCAUCUCCAUGCCUCUGGAGAGGCUACUGCAGGGACAGCUCUCCCUCUGCUCUCCCGAACAGGAGCACACUGACCUGGGUGCAGACACACUCAUCGGAACAUCCCCCUUUGACCGGCCCAGGUCCCACUCUGUGGAUCUCCUCAUCGAAUCAUCCGCCACCCUUGAACACAGUGUGUCCACCCCUUCCACCAAUCACAACAACACACGGGAUAAGACCACAGAGCUUGACCAAUUAGACGAGACCUCCUACCUGGUCAUUGGCCAAGGAGGAGGAAGUGUGGAUGGUGACUCCAAAGAGCAAUUAAAGGACAGAGUCAACCCACCCAUCAAAGCUGAGGGCAUUUCCUCUCGCCAAAGGACGUUGCGUUAUCUGAGCAGGUCAAUAAAGACAGAGAGCAACUGUUUACACGUCCCUACUGAGAGCAGACCAGAGACAACAUUACAUAGUACAACAAACACGCCGGCACCUUCCUCCUCCUCUUCUUCCUCUGUGCCCCCCCUCUCCCCACUCAACGUGGAUCGGUCCGAUCUGCAGAGCCCCAUCUCCCAGCAGGACAGCACCAUCUCGCGACUCAUUGAUGCCGUAUCCCUCGGCAACGACACCAGCUGCGGCUCGAUCUCCGCUCUGAUUGGCCAGUUUGACCUCACCGCUGACCAGAAUGACCUCACAACGAACUCUGACCCCCACGUCCUCAGUGUCAUGUCCUGUCUGUUCCAUUCCACUGCCCAGGACUCCAGCACACCCUAUAAGGUCACCGUAGAAUGUACCACCCCAUAUAAAGACCCACAGACCACCACCUCCCUCUGCAAGGCAAUGAACGGACUUAUCACUCCUCGAAAGGCAAGCCAGACCCCUAACCACACGAACCAGAACCUACUCCCACCCCACCCCAAGACCUCCCACGCAGACCCCCCUGCCCCCCUUCUCUUCUCUAGUCCUGAGACCACGGAGCUGGAGGAGGUCUAUACCAUCCUGGAUGAGGAGGUCUUGUCUCCAGUCUCUGUCUACAACCUGAGGGAGCAGACCAUAGGCAACAUCCAGGCUGACUCUGAGGAGAGCACACCUAUGGCCAGCCUGGAGCCCUCCCCAGCCAAGGUGCCUCCUCGCCUGGGGACAGAGGCCAACGGCAGCUGGGUGGGCUCACGGAGGGGUGUAGUGGAGGUGGAGGAACCAGGACAGGGCUAUGGGGGUGUCAGUGAUCCUACAGGGCUGUGGUCAGGGGGAGAAUGGGGGUUGUCAUGGGGUUACAGGUGUCCGUCUGUCAACAGCACAGUGUCUGACCGGUUGCUGUUGUGCCAGGACUCAGCAGGAAGUAAUCUGAUGGAGGUGGAGAUUAACGUGGACGAGGAUCCACUGGAGGUUACCCUCACCUUACCGAGACACAACUGUACCUGGGUCGCUACCAGCCCAACCGAACAAUACGCUGCUCCCCAAAGCCAGUUUACCCAACUAAACCCCUCUCCCCGGUACGCACCCCAACUCUCCCAGUGUCCUUCCCCUCUCAAACAACCCUCACACCAGCCCUCCCCUCGCAACACCCCAUCAAUAACCCCUCAAACCCAGCCCUCCCUCUUCAAAAGGCCCCCCAACCCCAGCAGCCUCCGCCUGAACAGCAGGGCUGAGCUCUCCUUUGAGAACAGCAGAGACAUUACCAGAGCCUACACCCAGCAGCACAGCUACAGUGGACCCACCCAGCCACAGACCAGGGGCUACCAGGGUGGGCACACCCAGCCACAGACCAGGGGCUACCAGGGUGGGCACACCCAGCCACAGACCAGGGGCUACCAGGGUGGGACAGGGGAAGGUCAGGAUCAGGGUGAAGCAUCAACCUGCUUCCAGAAUGAGUUGUCCUCCUCUGAGUGUCUGCCUGGUCUGUCUAGUGUGUCUGGUUCAAGGUAUGUUAGCUUCCCCAGAGACCGAGGCCUGUACUCCCCUAUCUCAGACUGUGAUGUGGCCUAUAGCCAUCUAGACUACAACUGCUUCAGGCUCUCUGCUGCCUCGGCAUCCCCCUACACCCAUUUGCAACCCCAGCCCCAAUCACAUACCCAGCCUCUGCCCCAGGCCCAACCCCAAUCACACACCCAACCCCGACCCCAAUCACACACCCAGGCCCAGCCCCAGUUCCAACCCUGUUCUGGCCCCCCACCGCUGCCCCUCUCGGGCCCCACCCUUGCCCCUCCUCUACCUAUCCCCAGACCACCCACAGCCCCCAGCCCCUGCAAGUCCAAGUCUCUGGGUGACCUGACAUCAGAGGACAUUUCCUGCAACUUCCACAGCAAGUACAACAUCAUCAGCCGCAGCUUCAUCACCCCGUGUAUGAAGGAGCGGAGGAGGAUGAGGGGCCUGGGGGGUCUGUCCCAACGGCUGCAGUCUGCAGACCCCCUCACUGAGCAGCUCCGCAAACUAGUCACCCUGGAGGGGGAUGACAGAGACCGGGACAGACCCCAGUCUCCCCAGCUGCCCCAGUUACCUCAGUUACCCCCCAAACCCUUCGUUCCCCCAUCACGCCCCUGCCCCCCCUCAAACUUUGUCCCAGACGCCCAGGAGGACUCCCCGCCCCUCCUCUCCCGCCGCCUUUCCUCUCGGAGCCAGAGCCGUGUGCGUCACAUCAACAAUCGCGCUCGAGAGAGGCAGCAGGAGGCUCUGAAUUCCCGGGAUAUGAGCGCCCCCUCCAGCGUGGGAGGGGUAGUGCUGCGUACUAAAGUAGCAGCAGUCAGAACCCCCCCAGCUAACAGACACUCAACAGGCUCCUACAUAGCGGGCUACCUGGACCAGCUGGAGGACAGGGGGCUGCCUGAGGGGGCGUGCGCCACACUAGGGUACGGAUAUGGAGAUCACUAUGGUGAUCAUUAUCAUGAUGACUCUCUGCUGCCCACAGACUCCUGUAUAAGAUCAGAACCGGAAGUCUACUUCCUGCUCAGACUCUGAACCCACUUCCUGGUUAUCACCUACAUAGAAUGAUGCAUAAUGUACUUCCAGAACACAGAAAAUCAGCUUCCUGCUUACAACCGAGAAAAAACUAAAAUAUAUAUCCUGGUUGGUCUGUCCAAUAAUACAGGUAUAAAGUCAACUACCUGAUUGGGUCUGACAUUUUGUCUGUAAAUGUAAAAAUGUCCUGAUCAGAAUGUUCUGUAAAUGUAAUUUGGAACAGACUGUAAACCACUUCCUACUUUGAUUGUACCUGUUUCCUGUCCUGCCUGUUCCUGUAAUUCUACUUCCUGUUCAAGCUAACUCCACCUACAAUGAAGCAAAAAAUUGGAAACGUUCCAAAUGUGUUUUACUCUGAAGGGAAGUGUUGUCUUGGCGUUUGUACAUUUUAAAUGUGUAUUGGUAUUAUCAGAGGCCCGCUGGGCACAGACGUCAAUUCAACGUCUCUUCCACGUUGGUUCAACGUCAUUUAGUUGAAAUGACAUGGAAACAACGUUGAUUCAACCAGUGUGUGUACCCAGUGAGGGGCACUUUUAAGGAACGUGAUCUGUUUCAUCAGAGAGCUUCCUCAAGUCUUCCUUUCUCCUCUAAGUGUUCUCUAUGUCAGUGUUGUUUGUAAAUAUUCUACUGUACAUUCGUUUUUAAUGGACGGUGGUGUUAUUUAGUUGACGGUGCAGCUGUUUUCUGCAUGUUAAACGUGGACAUGUCCAGCAUGACUAUGCAUCGAUCUGUAGACAUCACAGUGCACUACUGUCUUUGUACAGAACAAGUAAUAGUGGGAUUGGUUGAAAUACAGUACAUAGACAGUACAACAGAGUAUGUAGACAGUACAUAGACAGUACAAUACAGUACAUAGACAGUGCAUAGACAGUACAAUACAGUACAUAGACAGUACAAUGCAGUACAAUACAGAACUCUACAGUACAUAGACUGUGCAAUACAGUACAAUACAGUACACUACAGUACUAUACAGUACAUAGACUGUACAAUACAAUACAGUUCAUAUACAGUACAAUGCAGUACAUAGACAGUAAAAUACAGUACAAUGCAGUACAAUACAGUACAUAGACAGUACAAUACAGUACAUAGACUUUGCUUGCUCUGACUUUUCGCUUUCUACGAUUUUAAACACUACCACAUACUUUUUGAGUUUAAAUGCUGUUAUUUUUAUAAUUACUUUAAUACAGACUGCAAAAAAAAACAAAAAAGCAAAAAAAAAUGUUGGGUCUGGUUAUUACAUUUUUUCUUUCAGUUGAAAUGGUUACAAGAACAGAAACACAGUGGACUAGGUAGAUACGGCUUUUGGGCUGGACGAGGCUGCAUGAUUUUAUUCUUCUUUUCAGUGUUAAACCCGUCUUAUUUUCUUUGUAUGGUCGCUCAGAAGAUUAAUGUGAGCAUUUUCCUACCGAUGCAAUAAAAUUCAGAAACUUUUUACACGGCAA
This is a messenger RNA of Salmo salar (Atlantic salmon), 7605 nucleotides long. The record is from RefSeq and is a predicted model, not a curated record. NCBI's taxonomy places the organism in Eukaryota, Metazoa, Chordata, Actinopteri, Salmoniformes, Salmonidae.